Messenger RNA from Vicia faba (fava bean), 297 nucleotides. NCBI's taxonomy places the organism in Eukaryota, Viridiplantae, Streptophyta, Magnoliopsida, Fabales, Fabaceae. The record is from the annotation of a GenBank genome assembly.
AUGAACAGGCUUGCUUGCAAAAGCCCCUAUCAAUUACAAAUGGGUCUUCGACAAAGCAAGAUAAAAAAAAGAAAGAUGUACCUGAAGGCAGGUCUAGCUCAGCAACAAUCAGUAGCAGGGUCAAAAUCAGAUGCGUUCAAAACUAUUCCUUUACAGAACUCUGCCUUCUCAGUUGCUGUUCACAUACACGGGGAUGAUGAAGGAGUCAUGGCAGAUAAAACAUGGUUCUCCAAAAAAGUAAUAUCACUGAAGAGAUCAACAGGAGUUGAGGGCAAGCAGCAUGUUGAGUUCUGUUAA